This is a messenger RNA of Ceutorhynchus assimilis (cabbage seed weevil), 906 nucleotides long. The record is from the annotation of a GenBank genome assembly. NCBI's taxonomy places the organism in Eukaryota, Metazoa, Arthropoda, Insecta, Coleoptera, Curculionidae.
AUGGCUCCACCACAUUUCGAAACCAAACUACUCGAAAUAGUGCCAAAAUUCGAUGGCAACCAUUUAGACAUUUGCGUAUCUAAGGACUGGAAGACUGUCAAGGACGCUUUGAUCGCGCAUUUUGGUGAUCAAAGAAACGAAAAUGGCUUAUUGUUCGAUUUAGAUCAACUUAGACAAUACGCAAACGAACCCCCUUUGCAAUUCCAUACUAGAGGUAUGUCUAAUUUAAGUGCUUCACAUAAUUAUAUUGAUACCCAUAAUUUUAAUGAUCCAACAAGUUUGAAAGAACCACUAGGUUCAACGAUCCGUUCGAUGAAACCAAAAGAUCUAGCCGAAGCUAGAAAAGUAGAAAGUAACAUAAGUAACAUAAGACAUUUGCAAAAACCCCAAAAUGAUAAUUUUGCUAAUAAAAAUAAACAUCAAAAUCAACAGAAGCAGAAUUUUCAUCAAAAUAACUUUCCACGUUUCCACAAUUUUCAACAAAAUUACACGCCAACACAAACGUUUCAACCUCCCGGUAACACAUUUCCGCAUGCCCCAAUAAACGUUAAUCCCAGACAGAUGCCAACACAAAAAUUUUUCACCAACCAACAAGUUUUUGGUUCGCCCAAAAAUGUUUGGAAACCAAACGCUCAAGAGGCUCAAAAUUUACCAAAACUCUUUCCCGGCCUACGCCGGAAAAGUGCUUCCGAAAAUACACCUAAUGAAUUCCCUAAUAGAAUCGAUAUUGUCGAUAUCAUUCGAACCCAACACAUGAACGAGGAAGAGAAGUUUCACAUAGAAAAAUUAUUCCAAAAAUAUUCGGACAUAUUCCAUCUCGAGAAUCAACCUUUGACUUUCACUAACCAAGUAGAACAUAGAAUAAAAACUACUGACGAACUUCCGGUCUAUACCAAAUCGUAUUGA